Molecule: messenger RNA, 820 nt
Organism: Gastrolobium bilobum
Lineage: Eukaryota; Viridiplantae; Streptophyta; Magnoliopsida; Fabales; Fabaceae
Product: ABC transporter I family member 21-like
Exons: 6
Coding region: 50-673 (207 amino acids)
Molecular function (GO): ATP hydrolysis activity; ATP binding
Source: RefSeq, a predicted model, not a curated record
AAGAAGCUCCCCUUCCAUUGGCAUUGGCGGUUGCAGUUGCAGGGCAACGAUGGCGGGAGAAGAAGAAGAGAGAGGAAUUCGAGUACGUGGCAUGCAAUUCUCGUACCAAGGAGUAGGACAACAACCACCGCUUUUCCUCGACUUCCACCUUAACGUCUCUCCCGGAUCGCGAUGCCUUCUCGUCGGUGCCAACGGAUCCGGGAAGACGACUUUGCUGAAGAUUCUAGCCGGAAAGCAUAUGGUUGGAGGAAGAGACGUUGUUCGCGUGUUGAACGGUUCCGCUUUUCAUGACACUCAACUCGUUUGUAGUGGAGAUCUCGCUUAUUUGGGCGGAUCCUGGAGUAAAAACGUUGGCUCCGCUGGAGAUAUUCCACUACAAGGAGACUUCUCUGCUGAACAUAUGAUCUUUGGAGUUGAGGGCACUGAUCCUGACAGGAGAGAUAAGUUGAUUGAGCUGCUUGAUAUAGAUCUGCAAUGGCGAAUGCAUAAGGUAUCCGAUGGCCAGCGGCGUCGAGUGCAAAUCUGUCUUGGUCUUCUUCAUCCAUUUAAGGUUCUCUUGCUGGAUGAGGUUACUGUUGACCUGGAUGUUGUUACAAGGGUAGAUUUAUUGGACUUCUUUAGGGAAGAAUGUGAACAGAGAAGCUACAAUUGUAUAUGCAACUCACAUUUUUGAUGGACUAGAGACAUGGGCAACUCAUCUGGCAUAUAUACAAGAUGGUGAACUGAGGAGAGCAGAAAAAUUAUCAGAUGUUAACGAGUUGAAGUCUUCAACUAAUCUGCUGUCCGUUGUUGAAUCCUGGCUCCGUGCUGAAACAAAGCU